AGUAGGGAGGGCCUCUUUAGUAGCUCUUAGCAACGCCCCUGCUUUGACCCUCCUCAUCUGUGAGGAAAAUCAAAUCAAUACACCCUUCUUCAAAUCACGAUGCUCUCACAGCAGCCGUGCCAGGAACAGCAGAACGUUGCAGCAGCCUCCGUCUCUUCUUAAAUUUUACCAACAUUUCUCGCUUCGAUGGUAUCUGCAGUUCCGGACCUCAAUCACUGCUGAAAAGAUCUUCACCUGCGUCACUGAGAAGAUCUUCUAAGUUGUCCUAGAUGGCCAACAGAGGACCAAGCUAUGGCUUAAGCCGAGAAGUCCAGGAGAAGAUUGAACAGAAAUAUGACCCAGAACUGGAGAGUCGACUGGUGGACUGGAUUAUUAUACAGUGUGGUGAAAAUAUAGAACAGCCGCCUCCUGGAAGGCAACAUUUCCAGAAAUGGUUAAUGGACGGAACACUGCUGUGCAAGUUAAUAAACAAUUUACAUCCCAAGGGGAAAGAACCCAUUCCAAAGAUCACAGAAUCAAAGAUGGCUUUCAAGCAAAUGGAGCAAAUUUCUCAGUUCUUGAAAGCUGCAGAAAUCUAUGGAGUACGAACAACAGAUAUUUUCCAGACAGUGGAUUUAUGGGAAGGGAAGGACAUGGCUGCGGUGCAAAGGACCUUAAUGGCUUUGGGCAGUGAAGCCGUCACAAGGGAUGACGGAUGUUACAGAGGGGAUCCGGCCUGGUUUCACAGGAAAGCACAGAAGAACCGGCGAGGAUUUUCAGAAGAGCAACUUCGUCAAGGACAGAACGUCAUUGGCCUCCAAAUGGGGAGUAACAAAGGAGCAUCCCAGUCCGGGAUGACAGGAUACGGCAUGCCAAGACAGAUCAUAUAGGUUGCGCCACCUUUCAACACACACUCACACAUUCUAUAGCAUGGCCUGACUGGGAGAGAGAAAAACAUAGCUAGUUAACGUUCAUGCUAACACCUGCUUCUCAGUUUUCCCUUCUGAAAUUUUUGGAUCUCUCUAUUUUUUUUCCCCCAGCUGCAACUUUUCAACCUAAAAUGUGGAUCUGUGUGCUUCUUGCGUGCCACUUCACACAGCGCGCUGGUGCCACUUGAUGUUCAUUUCUGAACUAUGCAAAGACUGUUUUUCUGUAUUUAUUUGCAAUUCGUUACCUUCUGUACUUGUGUCUUAUUGAACUUGCUCUUGCACCUCAAUGAUCUUGUUCUCCGCUCUACUUAUGAAGUUUUAGUCUUCGGAAA
Messenger RNA from Elgaria multicarinata webbii, 1240 nucleotides. RefSeq names its product transgelin 3 (gene TAGLN3). Lineage: Eukaryota; Metazoa; Chordata; Lepidosauria; Squamata; Anguidae. The coding region runs from base 270 to 869 and encodes 199 amino acids. Gene Ontology annotation, biological process: actin filament organization. The record is from RefSeq and is a predicted model, not a curated record. The transcript is spliced from 5 exons. Gene Ontology annotation, molecular function: actin filament binding. Gene Ontology annotation, cellular component: actin cytoskeleton.